AUGAAGAUCUCGUGCUAUGGACCAGUGCGUCUGGACAGCCUGGCUUGCACCACCAUAUUCUCUGCAGUCUGGGCUGUCCUGGCUCUGCUUGGUUCGGUGCACGGCUGUCCCGCAGUCUGCAUCUGUUCCUCAAAUUUCACAAACUGCACUGGUGUGGGCCUUGUGUCUCUAACUCCCGUCACACCCAUCCUGAACCGGGACUUACUCGAGCUACACCUCUCCCAAAACAACCUCUCCUCUCUGGGGGACUCUGAACUGUCCAACCUCAGCUCCCUGGAAAUCCUGGAUCUAUCUCAAAACUAUUUUUCCAACCUACAAGACGGAGUGUUUUCCAGUGUGACUAAUUUAAGAUGGUUGAAUUUGUCUGGGAACUACCUCGGUGGUAAAUUGGGAUCCUUGUCUGGCCACGUGGAGAAACUAGAGAUUGCUUUUGGAUUAAAUAAAAGUCAUGGAAGUAUGGGGAUCAAUAAGGAUGUUUUCAGGAGGUUGCUGAGGCUAAGAGGACUAGACUUGUCGUUCAAUGGGCUAUUGUGGCUUCCUAAAGGCCUGCUGGAUGAGCUGCAGGAGCUGGCCUGGUUGUCUUUAGCCGGAAACAGGCUCACGUCCCUGGACAGAGCAACGUUCGAGCCCCUGGACAAGCUUCAGCAGCUCCAAGUCAGUGGAAAUCUCUGGGUGUGUGACUGCAAACUGAGGGACUUUAAGCACUGGAUGGAGUGGCUCAUUUACAGAGAUGGGCAGGUGGACUCGAUGCACUGCAGUCUCCCGGGGAAUCUCAGAGGCCGAGACAUCCGCAGCGUACCGGCCGAGAUGUUCAGCUACUGCGCGCGUCAACAAAUAAGCAAACUCGCCAUGUCAACCAUGUCCACCACCACCACGACCACCACCACCAGAGCGAAAGAGCCCCACUACGCCACAAGACCGCCCUGUCCUCCGGGCCGCAUCCAGAGCAACGAAGACUGCGUUCGCCAGCGCUACCGCCCUGUGAGCGUGAGAAGGGCCCACGGGACGCAGAUCAUAGCCGGGGUAGUGUGCGGGACGGUUUGUGUGAUGAUGGUGGUUGCGGCGACUUACGGCUGUGUCUACGCGUCGCUGAUGGCCCGGUACCAGAAGGAGGUGAAGAACAGGGGGCAGCCUCUUAUGGCAGAGUCCUGUGCGGACACGGAUUUGGAGGACGGGCAAAUGUCUCCAACUUCGCAGCAAGAAUCGCCCCCGAAAGAUGCCAGCGGUCUUGUGCAUGGCUAUCGGAUAAGCAGCUUCUGA
This is a messenger RNA of Knipowitschia caucasica, 1260 nucleotides long. Lineage: Eukaryota; Metazoa; Chordata; Actinopteri; Gobiiformes; Gobiidae. The record is from the annotation of a GenBank genome assembly.